AUGAGUGUGGCGUGGGAGCGACUUAUUGAUCACAUACCCCAAGCUCUUCAUCCUGUCACUCUGCAAUUUCAACAGCAACGUCGACAAGUUUUUGAAGAGACUCAACAAGACUUCUGGUACACGGCGACGUCGCCUAUCCUGUCUCGUUUCCUGAGCUAUUCAGGAUGUACGCAGCAGCAACAAGAAGAAUUUCUAUCGUUCUACUAUGCAAGCAUCACGCCACUUCUAGGACUUUCCCCCCAACAAUUCUCUCAGCGGGGAAUGAAGCCUCUGUCGUUCCUGUCCGAUGACCAUACACCCGUAGAAUUCAUCUGGGUCAUCGAGGGAGAUGGAACAUCUUCGAUUCGUUUUGCAAUGGACACCCUGGCACAUGAUGGCACCCCUCUACCCGCUAAACAUUGUCAGCAGAUGCUCCAAAGUCUACGGAAAGUCGGCUGUGUCAAGUCGUUUGACUCGACAUGGACCGACGUGUGCCAUGAGACUCUCCUGUGCUCAAGCUCAACAGCAAGUACAUCGCAAUUCUUCUUUGGUGGUGAUUUUGCUCCCACAGGGAUGGUGGGGAAAGUGUACUACCUCCCUCAUGCGCGAGCUCAGAUCACUGGGGAGUCAGAGGACCAGCUCGUCACCGAAUGCAUGGCUCGGCUCGGCCUCAGCGUUGGCUGGAACGCCGUUCUCUCAUACAUGAGCUCUCUCCCUGCUGAAACGCGUCCGUCAACGGAGAUGGUAUCAGUGGACUGCCUCGAGUCGUCCCGAAACCGUCUCAAAGUCUAUUUCCGGGCGCGCGACCGCACUCUAAGCGGCAUCGAACAGCAUAUGACCCUCGGCGGCGCGCUCGACGGCGAAGCCGUACAGAACACGCUUCGAGUGGUACGAAACCUCUGGGGUUUCCUAUUUCCUGGGGUUGGACGCGACCAACCUCUGUCCCCGAGGGCGGACAAGGCAUUCUUGCCCGGUUUUCUGAUCUAUUAUGAGAUGAAAUUGGGAAAUCCGACGCCAUUCCCUAAGGUCUACAUCCCGGUGCGGCAGUAUUGCGAAAGUGAUUCGCAAAUCAUCGAUGGUGUUUCUAGAUAUCUAGCAAGCUUGAAUAUCAGUGUUAGGAGAGACUACGCGUCAGAAGUCAAAAGGCUCUUGUAA
Molecule: messenger RNA, 1134 nt
Organism: Cyclocybe aegerita
Lineage: Eukaryota; Fungi; Basidiomycota; Agaricomycetes; Agaricales; Hemipholiotaceae
Source: the annotation of a GenBank genome assembly